Molecule: messenger RNA, 1416 nt
Organism: Zasmidium cellare ATCC 36951
Lineage: Eukaryota; Fungi; Ascomycota; Dothideomycetes; Mycosphaerellales; Mycosphaerellaceae
Exons: 1
Coding region: 1-1416 (471 amino acids)
Biological process (GO): transmembrane transport
Cellular component (GO): membrane
Molecular function (GO): transmembrane transporter activity
Source: RefSeq, a predicted model, not a curated record
AUGGCAGAUGUUACGAGGACGGAUGGAGGGCAAAUGCAGCCACUUUUGGGCAGACGGAACCACCUUGAAGGCCACAGGGAAACCAAGAAGGAAUGGUUACGAAAACCAGCUGUACCAUGGAUUCUUAUACCCAUCACGCUGGUGUCGGCAGCUCUGAGCAGUACGCUGGCCUCAAAGCAGACAUUAAUGCUCGACCUUGUCUGUCGCGACCUUCGCGACCAUUCCGACAGUGACUGCAACUCCCCAAAAGUCUACACCCGGCUCGCCAUCCUCAAUCUUUCAAUCGCCCUCUGCGGCAGCCUUCCCCUCAUCUUCUCGGUGCCGUACUUGUGCGCAGUCUCCGAUCACCACAGCCGCAAACGGCCUCUCCUGAUCGCCAUUGCCGGCAUUACUGCCAGCGAGAUGAUCCCACUAUUUGCGGCGACCUUCCAAAAGACCUUUCCGACAUACCUCCUUCUGCUCGGAGCAGGGUUGAAGGGGAGUACUGGACAUAUUUUGGUUACUACGAGUGUUGCUGAGAGCUACCUCCGGGAUUGCACCAGUGCUGCGGGUAGAACCAAGGCUUUUGCGUAUCUGUACGGCUGUCUUGCAGCUGGGUCGGCCGCAGGGUCCUACGUAGCUGAACUUCUUGAGGAGAUGGUUGAUGGCAUGGUAGCACGUUUUUCUGCAACGUUCGGGCUGGCUGUUUUGGCACUGGCGUUUCUGUGGCUGCUGGUGCCGGAGUCUUUGGCCGCAGAGGUCAUCCCUCAAGACGAUACACCACAGCCGACUGAAGAGCCCCGACGCUUGUGGUCUAGCCUCAAGUCUUUCAGCGACUCACCCAGAGCACGCAGAAACAUCGUCUCACUUGCUAUCAUCGAUACUCUCAUCUUCGGCGUUGGUCUUGGAAGCGCCUCGAUCAUCCGCCAUGCUUUUGUUAAGUUUGGCUGGGUUGCCGUCAAGCUGAACCGACUGACGAUGGUAUCCUAUGCGGCAACAUUUCUCGCGGACGCCAUCCUUCUACCGGUACUUGUUCGAAUUUUACGACCGGACGAGUCUUCCCAAUGCAUGAAUCUCGACCUGGUUCUCAUACGUGGCGCUCUCAUCACUAAAGCGAUUGGCUAUAUCGGGAUCGCCAUCUCACCUACCCCAAUCCUGUUUCUCGUAUCCAUCGCGCUUGUCUCCUUCGGCAAUAUUGCGACUCCGGUCGUGCACAGUGAUCUAACGAAGCAUGUCGACCAGAGGAAGACUGCGCGGCUGCUGGGCGUCAUUGGGCUCUUGCAGAAGUUGAUGACGAUUCCGUUUUCGGUGGUUUUCGAAGCGGUGUUCGAUGCGGGUGCAGGGAGCGCCGUGCCGGGGCUGGUGUUUUUACUAUUGGCGGCGCUAUUGGGAGUGGGUGGUGUAGUCAGUCUGAAGAUAGUGACGAGAAAUAUAUAG